AUGAAAAACGCUUUCUUCAUCGGUAAUGCACUGCUUUGGCUCCAGCUAUUUGAAAUUUUCAGUCAAUAUUUGAAGCUGACAGUGGCCGCUCAAGCUUCAUUAACCAACAUCAAGUGCACAAGUUUCAAUAAAACUUUUGUUAGCUUCGCAGAAUGUCGCUUGAAUUUGGUGCAGCGCGGUUUUAAUGAAUAUUCAAUCAGUUUGAAAGUUCACCAACCGCCCAUAGAGAAUGUGACGGUGCACUUGCAAUUUAUGAAAAAAUCCAAUGGCUAUCAUCCCUAUAUGGUCGAUACGAUAUUCGACGCCUGCAAAUUUAUGAAUACCAAAAGUAAUCCGCUGUUAAAAUAUUUAUAUGGCUUUUUGCGUCCCUACACCAAUGUCAAUCACUCGUGUCCGUAUAAUCAUGAUCUGAUUGUGAAAAACUUACGCAUCGAUCAAAGGCUUUUGAAUGCUGCUGCCAUUUUACCAACGGGCGAUUAUGCGAUUUUCACCAAUUGGAUGAUGAACAAUAAAAAGAUGGCACGGUUGGAAAUAUAUAUGAGAUAUCAGGAAUAUAAGUAG
Molecule: messenger RNA, 561 nt
Organism: Ceratitis capitata (Mediterranean fruit fly)
Lineage: Eukaryota; Metazoa; Arthropoda; Insecta; Diptera; Tephritidae
Exons: 3
Coding region: 1-561 (186 amino acids)
Source: RefSeq, a predicted model, not a curated record